Bufo bufo (common toad) is the source of this 3542-nucleotide messenger RNA. RefSeq names its product family with sequence similarity 102 member B (gene EEIG2). The record is from RefSeq and is a predicted model, not a curated record. The transcript is spliced from 11 exons. Bases 1 to 1095 code for a protein of 364 amino acids. Lineage: Eukaryota; Metazoa; Chordata; Amphibia; Anura; Bufonidae.
AUGGCUUUCAUGAUGAUGAAGAAGAAGAAAUUUAAGUUCCGGGUGGACUUUGAGUUGGAUGAGCUUUCGUCGGUUCCUUUUGUAAAUGGGAUACUGUUCUGUAAGAUCCGCUUGCUGGACGGUGGCAGCUUCAGUGUAGAGUCCACCAGAGAGGUUGUCCAAGCCAACAGCGUCCGCUGGAAGAAAUGUUUUUCCUUUAUGUGCAAGAUGAGCGCAAGUGCGGCCUCCGGCAUUCUGGAUCCAUGUGUAUGCAGAGUAUCCGUGCGCAAGGAGCUAAAAGGUGGAAAAGCAUAUGCCAAGCUCGGUUUUGCAGACUUGAACCUUGCAGAGUUUGCUGGAUCUGGCAACACAGUUCGGAGAUGUCUCUUGGAAGGAUAUGACACCAAAAACACAAGGCAAGAUAACUCUAUCUUAAAGGUUGGGAUCAGUAUGCAGCUCAUGUCUGGAGACCCCUGCUUUAAAACGGCACCUUCCACCGGCACCUCUUUUGCAGUCCCUGGAGAUUCUGACUCUUUGCACGAAGACCGGAAAGGGCGAGAGACUAUGAAACUGCACUUGGGAGUUGCCGACCUUUCCUCAAAGAGCGCUUCCGUCCCUGACGAACUUGGGGCAUGUGGACAUUCCAGGACAUCGAGUUACGCCAGUCAGCAGUCUAAAGCAUCAGGAUACAGCACCGGCCACUCCCGGUCUUCCAGUUUGUCCGAGUUGAGCCAUCGGAGGAACACAUCGGUCGGUAGCGCGUCCACUGGUAUUGGGAGUAUUCCAGAACCAAAUGAAGAUGACGGCAACAAAGCUCCGACAUUCAACCAGGAUAUUAAAGAAGAGGGGUCUUCCUCCGAAAAGCUUAGCAGGCUUCCAGUGAAACAGGACUCUGUCGAGUCACAGUUAAAAAGAGUGGAUGCUACUCGAGUUGAUGCAGAUGAUGUAGUAGAAACUAUUCUCCAAAGCCAGGACUUUACCCUUGACUCAAGUGCUGAAGAGGAAGGUCUAAGGCUGUUUGUAGGUCCUGGAGGGAGCACUGCUCUGGGAAGUCAUCACUUACCAAACAGGGGGGUUGGCGCAGGAGCAUAUGAACAGGUUGUCAUCAAACGCUGAGAAGACUGGUUUUGCGGUGGAGUAUAACUGUCCAGCCAUAAGUGGUUUAAUACUUUGAAGACUUUUUAAUGGAAAGAAUAAACUUAUUUUUAGUUUUCCAAAUGAAGAUGCAUGCUGUGCUGCCAUAGGCCAAGGAUGGUUUCCUCAUCAUCCCUCCAUGAAUAUGAACAUUCAUUGUAUUCUUGGCAGAGAUCAGCCACAAAGAAGUCUCCCCUGAACAUGGAAUGCCAUGGCACUUUAACUGAUGUAACCCUGAUGAACUGCGACUGACAUCCCUCGUAUGAGAUUAGCUACAUAAAGUGGCUGCAAAUGUCAGGGUCCUUUCACAUGGGUAGAUGAUUGCCCAGCUGAGCACCAGUCUACGAUAUAAGUCAGUCUGCACUCUAUUUUUAUUUCCAUUUUCACAGGACAAUCAUUGGGAGUGGUUUUAAUGAAUGAUCAUUCUUGCAAUUGUUUGUUCAAACCCCUCCUCACAUAAUUACAUUGUUUUACACAGUGAUUUCUAUGGUCAUGUAAAAGAUACGAUCCAUGACAAAGGGGCAUUUUAUGGUUCAUAGGGUGAUUAUAUAACAACAAAAAUAGGUGACCUUGUUAAAGCUUAACUUUUAAUCAACACUAGAUAUAGAAUAAUAGCCCAUAAGUACAAUAAUAGACAAGAAUAUGUGCUGUACGAAUGUGCCUAAAUUACCAGUGCUCAGUAAAAGAGGAACGGUCUUUCAAAGUGGUGCCACCACUGGGGUCUCCAUGAUUCCAGUCCUGGGUCUCUGACCCUUAUCUUACCCUACUUGACCUGGCCUUAUACCUGUUAGAGGAGCACCACAAUCACCCUAUUGAGGGUUAUCCCAGUGGAUAAAUAAAACUCGCCUAUCUGGGUAUCCCUACCAAUUCCCCUAUGCAGCCUAGUGACUGCCCAGCUUCGUCAAUAGAGGUGGGGGGAGACCCCAGUGUCGGGCCUGUUUGUCCCUACGCGUUUCACUGGCUGUCGCCAGAUCAUCAGGGGACUAUCAAUCCAAGCUGAGUCUAAGUAGUAACAGCAUCAGACGUAUAGUGCAGGAUUUGGAAGCCGACACCUCUAUUGACGAAGCUGGACAGUCACUAGGCUGCAUAGGGAAAUUGGUAGGGAUACCCAGAUAGGUGAGUUUUAUUUAUACAGACUGUGGGAAGACUGUUCCUCUUUUACUGAGCACUGGUAAUUUAGGCACAUAUUCUUGUAUAUUAUUAAACUUAUGGGCUAUUAUUUUAAAUCUAGUGUUGAUUAAAAGUUAAGCUUUAACAAGGUCACCCAUUUUUGUUGUUAUAUAUUCUGUUGAGGGGGUUGCACAACAUUUAUUACUUUUGAUCCAGUAAGAUACGGUUUGUUUUCUUCAUAGGGUGAUUGCAGGGCUUGUUUACAUGGAAUGAAAGUUCAUGUUAACAUCAGUCCAGCUGAUCAGUGUCCUGCAAAAGGGGCUUAAGUCUAUGCAAUGCAUUCUCUUUAACUGCUAGCAUCAGUUCCACAAAGGAGAGUGUUCUAUGGGAUAUGAUGUAUUGUAGACACAAGACCAAGAAGGGAUAUCAGUUUUACAUAUGGCCCAGUAAUGACCGCUAACGAGUAGAGACUAGACAGCAGUGCAGUUCAUAGGCAAAGAAGGCAGAUAUACUGAAUGACCAUAAUAGAACCCACAAGAUGCAAAGAUGGCUUCGGUAAUAUUAGGUACAGAGUAAUAUUGAGAUAUCCAUGAAGACUGGAAUAUAUAUAUGUAUCUUCCUCUGCAGAGGUAUUGUAUGCAAUAUGCAUACAACACUUUGGAAAUCUGCAGGUUGCACAUGGAGCUUUAGGUAUUUUGCUAUCAAGUCUUAUUUUCAGGCACUUGCAAAAUGUGAGACUUACCAAAGAGAUAACUGCUAUUAUUUUAUUUGCACAAAGUCUGACAUCAGCAUAUGGAGGCUGUAGGAAUUCCUGGUAUGGAGCAGCACAUCCUCUGUGUGCUGCCAUUCAGACGCAGUCUGGUGCCAUGCCCAUCUGCUGGUCAUGAUUUGAGUAUAUCCCGCAGAAUGGUAAGUCCUGAUGCAUGGACACUAAUUCCCAGUACUAAAGAAAUCCUGAAAUCAUCACCGGCAGGUGGGCCCUGAGGACUGGAGUUGAGGAACACUGCGAUAGAGCAUUGUGUAGGAAAAAAAAACUCUGAAUGCUUCCAUAGGCCUACAACUGUACCUCUGCCGGAGCUUUGUUAUGUCUCUGUACAUCACGGAGCCACAGUAUGUUUGCAUGAGGCCUCAAAUGAUUGUUCUUAAAAUGGGGUAGGCAAUUUUCCCUUAUCUAGAUAAUUUUCACCAGCCACUUUGUACCAAGAAGACGUAAUCUAUGUUCCAACUGAUUGGGAGAAGGGUUGAUGUGUUGUACAGAGUAAUAGUCCGUUACUAAAGCCUUCACAACACAGUGAAAUUGCAAAAAUGGAAAUCCUAAU